Messenger RNA from Diatraea saccharalis (sugarcane borer), 2636 nucleotides. The record is from the annotation of a GenBank genome assembly. Lineage: Eukaryota; Metazoa; Arthropoda; Insecta; Lepidoptera; Crambidae.
GUAAAUAGAUUUACGGUCAGUUGCACAAACGGUUAAAUGACGCCUAAAAAGUCUAAAGAAUGUCAUAUUUGUAUGGGUAAUGUCGCAUAAACUGAUGACAAUUUUUAUGUACGUUUGUGCUGUUAAUAAUAUUCAGACAAAAAGUUUACUAAUUAAAACAUAGAAGUAAUAAUGUGCUUAUAAAUCAUCGCCAUCUUUCGUUCAUUUCAUUUUCAUUUUACAUGUAAAAAUUAAUUUAUUUACUUGACAUGGCAGAAUUGUGCGAAAUGCCAGAUAAGCCAUUAUUAAAAAAGAAGAAGAAAUAAAACAUAUUGUCUGUCAAUGUCACUGUCAUGUCCGUAUGUGUAUUGUCUGUCAAUGUCACUAACUGUCACUCAAGGUGUCCGUUUUAAAAGGAUAAAAAGAAUUUUUGUGCGAAAAGCGCAGCUGAGCCUUUGAGAAAGGAAGGAAGAAAAAGUUGUGACAAUGUGAAAUGAAAAUAAAUAUUGAAUAGAUAAUGUUUUAUCGAUUUCUCCGCGGUCGUUUGAAGUUCAAGUUAUUUGUUUUUUUGUCUGUUAUUCUUAUUGUUUCUGUUACUGGAUAUUUCUUCCCUCAAUUUAGGAUCUAUCCUAUUGCUCCACCGACUGUUUCUCAAAAUGCACUUCAUACACGUACUUCUCGACAUUUGUCCAAAUUGUUUACUGUAGUGUUUCGUCAGUUUGAAGAUUUCGAAAAUGAUGUCGCAGAUAGUGUCCAGUCGUUUGUUAGUGCGUUUCCGAAUAUGCCCGUGGUCGUCGUUAGUGAUAGUCAACCUUACCCACCGUUUCCAUUCUCAGCCACGAACGAGACUCUACGUAACGUGAAAGUGAUUUCCCUGGAACUUAAGUUGGAUUCCUCGCCUCGAGAUCUUAAUCCUUUUAGUUAUAUCCUAACUGAAUUUGUACUUUUUGUGCCUGAUUCAGUGAGGGCCUCUCGUCGGGUGCUUCAGCAAGUGGCUGCCGCCGCUACAGCGUUUCCGAAUCAUGCUAUUGCUAUACCUAUAGCUAAUGUUCAUGUUGUAUGUCUACAAGUACAGUGGAAUUAUGCUGAAUGGACUUUACAAUACACUAAGGAUGCAUCAGGAAAGUUGUGUGAUGCAAUACAUGGGCAACAUGCAUUGCUUAUAAGAACGUCACUACUCCAUUCUAUGCCACAACCAUUUAUAUUACCAUUCCCAGAGUCACUCUAUUUACAAACAGCAGUAAAAAAUAUUAAGAUUCAAAUAAUGGAUGGCAAAUUGGGAGGGGGUCGUAGCGUUUUAAAGUCUCCUGGAGCUCGCCAGAGAGUAUCACGUCGCAUGAGAGAUUAUAGAGUGGCACUAUAUAAACAGCUUGGUGUGAAAGCUGUAAUCAGAGAAGAUGGUAGAGUGCAGUGGUUUGGCUGCAAAAAAGAAACUCAGAGAUGCUACCCAUCCGUGCAAGGGACGCCAUCUUAUAUUUUAUCUGGGCGAAACACUCCACCAUGUUGUCGUCGUAAUAUGAGGAGAACAGCGGGACAUGUAUUGCGAGCGCUCUUACAAGCAGGUGUUCGAUGUUGGCUAGAAACUACGUCAUUAUUAGGAGCUGUUGUACAGAGCGAUUUGUUACCAUGGGUUGAAUACGCUGAGAUCGGCAUCCAUGCUGACGAUGUCUCACGCGUACCUUGGUUUCAACGUGGAGGCGCUGACGCCGACGGCUUUGUAUGGGAGCGGGCAACAAAAGGCCACUAUUAUCGGGUAGCAUUUUCUGCUACUAACAGAGUGUAUGUUUUAAUCCUGCCAUUCACCGCUAGGAAUGGCACUAUGUGGCCAGCCGAUUGGGUUCUGGCACAUCAGAAAGAGUUCCCUGAACGUCAUUUGCAUCCUCUUGCUCAGGUAAGUUGUAAAUAGUUAAUCGUUUAAAUAUUGUAUUUACAACAAAGUGGAAAAUAAUAUAUUAGUAAUAUUUCUAACUUAAUAACAACCAUUUUUAAUGAAUAUUGAAUUAAUUUUGAAGUUGAAGUUAUGGCAGUGGUAUUUAUGUACAUAUCAAUAAUUGUUAUGACAUAAUAGAAGAAUCACUCAAUUAUAAUGAAAAAAAAAAAACAUAAAUAAUUCAAUCUAUUAUAAGGAGAAUUGAUUGUUUAUUUGCAUUGAAUAGAUUCCGAAACUAGUGGGCCGAUUUUAAAAAUCCUUUUACCUGCGAGAAGCUUCACGGGUAACAGAGGCUAUGAUUUAAACCCUCUAAGUCGCUUGAUGGCAGCUAGUAAUAAAUACACUUUCCUGUUACCUUCAUUAAUUUUAAGGCAGUAUGAGUUUCGUGGUGAAUUGUUAAAACAUUCUUCCUGCAAAUUAGCUUUUAUUUUCAGAUUUCGUUCGCAGGCCGGCAAGCACCAGCACCCAAUGAUGCACGCGCCUUUCUAGAUAUAAAACUUGGCAUGGGUGCGGUAGACAAAUGUGCCAAAAUAGGCCCAAAACUACUGUAUCCUUAGAAUUAAGUACUCUUUAAACACAGCUGAUUUUAGAAACAUUUACGCACUUUUAACUUUUAAAGUUUUGGAACGUAUUUUAAUAGUGAUAAUAAUCAUCUUAAAUACAUUAAAACAUUUGUGUUUAUUUCUGUUUUCACGACCUCCGUGGCAGAAUGGAUAGGUCGCCGGUU